AUUGGUGAUGAUAAUAAUUUUCAAAAGUGUUCAGCUACAUUCAAAUUAACAACAAGUACUACAAAUUUAGCUAGUCAUCUUCAAACUAAGCAUAGAUUAAAUCAAACUAGUUUGUUAUUACUUUUAAAUAGUAAAAGAGAAACAAUAUGA
Molecule: messenger RNA, 150 nt
Organism: Scutellospora calospora
Lineage: Eukaryota; Fungi; Glomeromycota; Glomeromycetes; Diversisporales; Gigasporaceae
Source: the annotation of a GenBank genome assembly